AUGUCUUCUUCUUCUUUUUCCUAUUUGUUAACUUGUCUUAUUUUGUUAUCAUCACUUUCAUAUGUUUCCUUUGCUGCCAAUCCAAGAACUCCUAUUGAUGUUCCGUUUGGUCGUAAUUAUGUUCCAACUUGGGCUUAUGAUCAUAUCAAAUAUUUAAAUGGUGGCUCUCAAAUUCAGCUUACCCUUGAUAAGUACACAGGUACUGGCUUCCAAUCUAAAGGGUCUUAUUUAUUUGGUCACUUUAGUAUGUACAUACAAAUGGUAGCUGGUGAUUCAGCUGGCACAGUCACUGCUUUCUAUUUAUCUUCUCAAAAUGGAGAACAUGAUGAGAUAGAUUUUGAGUUCUUAGGGAAUAGAACAGGUGAACCUUACAUUUUGCAAACAAAUGUGUUCUCAGGAGGCAAAGGUGAUAGAGAACAAAGAAUCUAUCUUUGGUUUGAUCCUACAAAAGCUUAUCACAGAUAUUCUGUGCUGUGGAACAUGUUUCAGAUUGUUUUCUUUGUGGAUGAUAUCCCAGUUAGGGUAUUCAAGAACAGCAAUGACUUGGGAAUAAAAUAUCCAUUUAAUCAACCAAUGAAAAUAUACAAUAGUUUAUGGAAUGCUGAUGAUUGGGCCACAAGGGGUGGUUUGGAGAAAACAGAUUGGUCUAAAGCACCAUUUAUAGCUUCUUACAAAGGCUUUCAUGUUGAUGGUUGUGAAGCUUCUGUCAAUGCAAAAUUUUGUGACACACAAGGAAAAAGAUGGUGGGAUCAACCUGAAUUUCAUGAUCUUGAUGCUGCUCAAUGGCAAAGGUUAAAAUGGGUGCAUUCAAAGUAUAUUAUUUAUAAUUAUUGUACCGACCGUAAACGUUAUCCUCAAAUUCCUUCAGAGUGUAUAAGAGACAGAGAUAUUUAA
Vicia faba (fava bean) is the source of this 894-nucleotide messenger RNA. Lineage: Eukaryota; Viridiplantae; Streptophyta; Magnoliopsida; Fabales; Fabaceae. The record is from the annotation of a GenBank genome assembly.